UGCUGUAUUUAGCGAUGUAAACUUCUCCUUUCCGCCGUCAAUCGUCUUUCCCGUAACAAUGAAACUUGUUUCACUGUUCGGUUUAUUUUUAUACUCUCAAGCGGUUCACUCACUCACCAACAUCGUCGGCUACAUCGGAGAAAGCGUCACUUUGCCUUCCAGGGUUGAACCAUCAUGGGUUCUCAACAAGAUCGAGUGGGCGAUUUACCCCAACAACACCUGGAUCGCCACCUACCGCGAACAGACGGAGAGCCUCAAUCGUGUGCCCCGAUAUAAAGGCCGACUGAGACUCAACACGACCACGGGUGACUUGACAAUUAGUAAUCUGAAUUUGAACGACGCCAUGGAAUACAGCGUGGACCUCAGCAGCGACUCUGAAAACACGGUCAACAAGAUUAACCUGGUUGUGAAGCAACGCCCGCAGCAACCCGUCAUAACACAACGGCAGAUUAUCACAAAAAGCAGCUGUGUCGUCCUGCUGACGUGUAGGUCGGCCAAUCAGGGCGCCGACCUCUCCUGGAGCUCCACAUCUUUCCAGGGGGAUAACGCAACAUUAAGCACACCUGACGGAUUACAGCUUAUCUUCUACACAAACUCCACUCAGAAGGCUUCUGAAUUCACCUGCACGUCCACAGUAGGCAGCGCCACUGCCUCCAGUGACUUCACAGCAACUUGUUAUGAUGAAAAGACUGUGACCACAAUGAACCCGCCUGCACCUCAUAUAAUAACAUCUUAUUGGAGGGAUAGAGCGAUCCUGCUUUUCUUCUUUGGACUCAUCUUGGGAGCUGUACUGGUGAUAUUUUUAAGCUGCUGCUUGCAAGGAAAGCUUCCGUCUCCUGGGGAAUGUUUGAAAGGUAAAUGUUGCUCAUCCAAGGUCUCCAUCUAACCACAAGAGGAACCAGUUGGAAGCAAAACUAAUAGGAAUUAAAAACAAUAUGUAAGCCAUCGUGUUUUCACAGAAGAAGAGAAGGAUGACCCAAAAAAACAAAAUCCACAAUCCUUUUGAACUUUUCUGUAAAAAAACAAAAAGUGUUCUGGUGAAUUUGAAUUUCUUAUAUUUACAAGAGACAAGAACGUGCUCCCCCUGGUGGUGCAUGGAGUUCAGCUCUGACUGUGUGCGAGGAGGACCACAUUGGAGCAGAGACUAUUGUAUUAUGAAGCAACAAGAGGCAAGAAUCUUCCUGUAGUGGAGCCCAGACACUGUAGUUUAUUGUUUUAACCAGAAAUACAGACACAACACAAUAUAGAUAAAUCAGUCAGAUUGACUGAUUUUGCUGUAACAGUUACUUUAAAACAGUUCAGUUUGUCCAAAAAGUAAUAUGAGGAAAGUUAAUUCAAGAUAUUCUGUCAAAGAUGUUUUCAUUCCUCGGUAACAGGAAAGAGGAAAAUAAAAAAAGAGGAAAAAAAGAAGGAAAAGGUAAAAAUAAAAAAUAAAUAAAAAAUUAUGAAAAAGAAAAAGGAAAAAAAAUUGCAAAAAUUUGGAAAUUAUCAAUAGGUAAAGCAGGCAAAAUAGACUUAAGUUAAGAUGAUUAAGGAUUUUUGGUGGUGAAGGUGACUGACUCCUGACCUGCCAGGCUCCUCCACUCACAACUGUUGAGUCGAUUAGUAAUCAUUCAUUCAGUAUGAUCAUAGGACCAAGAUGCAUGACUCCCACCUGAGGGACAAUAUUUAAUAUAAACCACCAAUACAUGGCAAUACAAUUCACCUUUUUAAGUGUCAAAACAGACAAAAACAACCGGGAUGGCACUGUUUAUCACCUGUGUGUUAAUACUGUUUUACGGCCGUGAGCUGGUCGUAUCAAUACACUACCUCAUGUACAGUGUGAUAAAUAUCUGUGAAACAACACAAGCUUUUAUUUUCUGAUUUUGUUUUCAUCCCUGCACUGUUAAAAGAACUUUGAUCAACACAAAGUGGAGAGUAAACUCUGCCAUUGACACUUUGGUUACAAAAGUGAGUCAGAACUGAUGAAGCGAGGUUGUUUCCUUUCAUUCUGGGUGCUGCUUUUUUCAUGUUACAGUUGUUUCUUUUAAAUAUUAUCACAUUAUCACAUCAUUUGAAUAUUUUUAGAACCUUUCACAUGGGAAAUCGUCUUUUGUGAUGUAUAAAACACAUCGACUGAUGACUGAAAGAACAUUUAUUUACCACAUUAUACAAGCACCUUAAAUGUAAUGGCACUGUCAUUCCUGAAUAUCAGCAGUUUUAUGCUUUUUAAGAGUAUUGUAAAUCUGUGUGUGUACACUGAGUAUCAUCUUGACGGUUGUUAACAGUUCAACAGUCUGUUGAUCAGAACUGUUAUAGUUCAGUUUUCUGACUUCCUGGAUGUAAUUUACUUGCAAAAGUUCUCAAAUCUUCUGCUUAAGUUCACGUAAGGACAGCUCGGUUUGGAAAAAAAAUAGAAUGUUGAAAGUAAAACAGCUGUUUCUUGUUGCAGAUAAAACAAGUGGAAAAAAACCCCACUCUGAAUUCAAAAUAAAAAGUUUAAUUACAUUGUAUAUGCUCAUGAGUUAAAAAUCCACGCAGACACAGAAAUACAAUCGGUAUAGUGUGUGUCUGUGUGUGUACAUGUGUACAUACAUACAUACUAUGACAUAUCUAUUUUUUUUAAAACUGUAUUAUUAAAAAAAUAUUUUUGUAGUCAAGCACAUUUCAGAAUCUGUAAUUUGUCUUGGACUUCGUCAGUCCCUUCUUUUUUGUGUGUAUCUGCAUUUCUAUUCAAUGAAAAACAAAACAACUUUGAAGUAUUGACAGGGUUGAAACAGCGCCCUCUACAGACCGAAUUGAGAAUCUCUGGAUGCUGAAAGAUGUUCAUGUGAUGAUGAUGAUCAGAUGGUUUAUGUUCCCAUUAUUAUUCAGACGGGUUUAUGUCAGAAUAAUCGUCACAGAAGAUGUUUUAUUUUGAUUUUCUCGAGAAGUAUUGAUACAUGAGCCUUAGUUCCACACUUUUGUACUGUAUAUUUACCCUGUUUAAUUUGAAAUAUAUAUAUAUCUAUAUAUUUUUAUCAGCAUUGUUUAAAGCCUGCCUGGGUUUGUAGGUACAGUGUGCAAAUAAAAAUUAUACUGCUUGUA
This is a messenger RNA of Salarias fasciatus (jewelled blenny), 3066 nucleotides long. RefSeq lists its product as uncharacterized. Bases 59 to 886 code for a protein of 275 amino acids. NCBI's taxonomy places the organism in Eukaryota, Metazoa, Chordata, Actinopteri, Blenniiformes, Blenniidae. Gene Ontology annotation, cellular component: membrane. The record is from RefSeq and is a predicted model, not a curated record. The transcript is spliced from 7 exons.